Molecule: messenger RNA, 369 nt
Organism: Arachis ipaensis
Lineage: Eukaryota; Viridiplantae; Streptophyta; Magnoliopsida; Fabales; Fabaceae
Molecular function (GO): zinc ion binding
Source: RefSeq, a predicted model, not a curated record
AUGGCUGCCCAAAACUCAACCUCGUCUCGAAGCAAAUCUUCCUCGCAUGGUAGGUUGCUACUUUGUUCCCAUAGUGAGAGGUCGGUGUUGCAAACCUCGGGAACCAAGGAGAACCUUGGUCGCAGAUUCUGGGGCUGUGUUUACUAUGAGGUGCAUCAAGGCUGCAACUUCUUUCGUUGGGCAGAUCUAGAGACAGAGGUGGAACACUCAGAAAUUGCAAGAAUGAGGAGGAAGGUUUUCUCGCUGAAAUCAAGAACGAAAGCGGCAGAGUGGAAGCUAAUGGUUGUUGCUAUGUUAGGGUUUUUUGGGUGGGUUGGGUUUUUGUAUUUGCUGUUGCAGAAUUUUCUAUGGCAAGGCCACAAUGUGUAA